Molecule: messenger RNA, 1482 nt
Organism: Exophiala viscosa
Lineage: Eukaryota; Fungi; Ascomycota; Eurotiomycetes; Chaetothyriales; Herpotrichiellaceae
Product: Alpha/Beta hydrolase protein
Exons: 4
Coding region: 363-1418 (351 amino acids)
Biological process (GO): triglyceride catabolic process
Cellular component (GO): cytosol
Molecular function (GO): triacylglycerol lipase activity; sterol ester esterase activity
Source: RefSeq, a predicted model, not a curated record
AUACGGCCAUUAAUUGCAUCUUACCUGUAUUUAUAGGCCAGAUAGUAAACCGCUGCAACAGAACUGUUCAACAUAACAGUAGCCCAGCGAGCACUUUGUCUCGCCAGGUAACAAGGGUUGCUUAUGCCGCAUGCUGUGCUCGGUGGCUAGACAGAACGUCUCUUGUUAGCAGGCUUUACACCUUCCACGGUUUGAAUAAGGACAUUCAUACACAUAGCUCGAGGGGCAUACAUUUACCAUGUCGUUCUUCUCCCUCAUUGGACAUCGGAGUUGAUUGGCCUACAGCACUCCGUGCAAUCUUGUGGCUUUGUGAAUCCGAUUCGAUCGUCCCACUUACAGUAUAAAGAUAGUCUACAUACCGAAUGAGCCUUUCGCUCAGAAUGUCUCUUGAUUCCGACCUCACGAUCGCGGCGCAUAAGUUCAACCCUGGAGCGUCUUCCGACAAGGCUGAGAAGUUGCUUGACCAGCUCCGCCACGUUGGUAAGAUAGGGCCAACUUGGUGGGAUGUCGGUGCCGAAAGAUACCGCCAAAUGCGCCUGAACGGCGAGACACCCACUCCCAAACCCACCAUUCUACCCCAGGGACGGGAUAUUCUCAUCCCAUCUCGCGAAGCUGGUCGCAAAAUACCGUGCCGGCUCUUCUACCCCAGCCACAGUAGCAGAGAUGGAGUUAAAGGAGUAUUUUUGCACUUCCAUGGCGGGGGCUGGGUGUUGAUGUCUGAGGCGACAUCUGACCCUCUGCUACAGUUCUACGCUGAUGUGAGUGACUGCGUGGCGUUGAGUGUCGGCUACAGGCUUGCCCCUGAACAUCCAUUUCCCGCCGCACCAGAGGACUGCUUUGAUGUUGCUGAGUACAUAGUCGAGCACGGUGGAAGGGAAUUUGGAGGCUCACUCAGGUUCAUUGGUGGUGAGUCUGCAGGAGCACAAAUGUCCGUCAUGACAACUUUCCAACUCUUCCGCUCGCGACCAACUUUCUCUUUACCUGGCGGCCUCGUGCUCAACUUUGGCGUCUAUGACCUCUCACUGCUGCCUUCAGCUUUCACUCUGAAGAAGCCUGCGAUGUUAGACAGGGAUAUCAUGGGACAGUUUCACAAAGCCUUCCUGCCAGCUCGACCACCUGCCGAAUGCAAGGACGCAAGCGUUAGCCCAUUAUACGAGCAGCUAGAAGACUUCAGAAUGGGGAACGGAGACUCCCGGCUCCACAAGGCGCUGUUCAUAUGCGGUACUGCAGAUCCGCUGUUGGAUGAUUCGGUGUUCAUGAGCGUGAAGUGGAUGAUGGCGGGUGCUGAAGCAAUCCUGAAGAUUUAUGAAGGAGCGCCACAUUCAUUCAUUGCCUUUAGUGCAGAGAUGUCGGAUGAGGCAAGGAGAGCCAAGGCAGAUGUCAAGACAUUCUUGAGCGAACAAGUGAAUGGUAGAUGAUACAUAUCGCGCCCGGUCAUAAACGAGGUUUGAUACUUCGUACCAUCAAUCAUCUAUAGGCUAG